This is a messenger RNA of Galeopterus variegatus (Sunda flying lemur), 1172 nucleotides long. RefSeq names its product syntaxin 19 (gene STX19). The transcript has 2 exons. Lineage: Eukaryota; Metazoa; Chordata; Mammalia; Dermoptera; Cynocephalidae. Gene Ontology annotation, biological process: intracellular protein transport; synaptic vesicle fusion to presynaptic active zone membrane; exocytosis. Bases 269 to 1153 code for a protein of 294 amino acids. The record is from RefSeq and is a predicted model, not a curated record. Gene Ontology annotation, molecular function: SNARE binding; SNAP receptor activity. Gene Ontology annotation, cellular component: SNARE complex; endomembrane system; plasma membrane.
GUAUGAAGUAAGCAAUCUUUUCUUUUCAUUUGAUAUUAACAGCAAAAGAACAACUUUAUCUCUAACUUAUUUGACUUCAUUAUUUGGCUUUCAAUUAACUAUAUGAAAACCAUACAGAAAUUAGCCUGCGACCUACAAGAUAGAGAUUUAAGUAAUUUAAUCAAAACAUCAUAUGAGAUGAUACUCAGAUUUUCUCUCCAAGGCAGGACUCCAACACCGCAGGUGGAAAACCAACAAAAGGAACAAAACAGAAAGGAGAAAAGGGAAGAUGAAAGACCGACUUCAAGAACUAAAGCAGAGAACAAAGGAAAUAGAACUCUCUAGAGAUGGUCAUGUGUCAACUACAGAAGCAGUGGAACAAGGGGUGUUUCUGCAGCAAGCUGUUAUAUAUGAAAGAGAGCUUGUAGCUGAGAGAUACCUUCAUGAGAUCCAAAAACUACAGGACAGUAUUAAUAAUUUGGCAGAUGAUGUUCAAAAAUUUGGGCAACAACAGAAAAGUCUGAUGGCUUCGAUGAGAAGGUUUAGUCUACUUAAGAGAGAAUCUAGCACUACAAAGGAGAUAAAAAUCCAAGCAGAACACAUUAACAGAGGUUUGGAUGAUUUAGUUAAAGAAGUUAAAAAGUCAGAGGCCGAAAAUGGCCCAUCAUCAGUGGUCACAAGAAUACUUAAAUCUCAGCAUGCUGCGAUGUUCCGCCAUUUUCAGCAAACCAUGUUUUUAUACAAUGACAUGAUAGCAUCAAAGCAAGAGAAGUGCAAGACAUUUAUUGUCCGUCAGCUUGAGGUUGCUGGAAAAGAGGUACCUGAAGAAGAACUAAAUGACAUGCUUCAUCAAGGAAAAUGGGAAGUUUUUAAUGAAAGCUUACUUACAGAAAUCAAUAUCACUAAAGCACAACUCUCAGAGAUUGAACAAAGACACAAGGAACUUAUUAAUUUGGAGAACCAAAUAAUGGAUUUAAGGGAUCUUUUUAUUCAGAUAUCUCUUUUAGUAGAGGAACAAGGAGAAAGCAUCAACAAUAUUGAAAUGACAGUGAAUAGUACAAAAGAAUACGUUAAAAGUACUAAAGAGAAAUUUGGACUAGCUGUCAAAUACAAAAAAAGAAAUCCUUGCAGGGUAUUGUGUUGCUGGUGCUGUCCCUGCUGUGCCUCAAAAUAAAAAAAGCUAUUUUAAAAAA